This is a messenger RNA of Neurospora tetraspora, 387 nucleotides long. RefSeq lists its product as uncharacterized. Bases 1 to 387 code for a protein of 128 amino acids. NCBI's taxonomy places the organism in Eukaryota, Fungi, Ascomycota, Sordariomycetes, Sordariales, Sordariaceae. The transcript has a single exon. The record is from RefSeq and is a predicted model, not a curated record.
AUGUCCCAGACUACCUCUCCGACCACAACCCCUCCCACCUUCCACCCCUUGCCCCGCCUCCCCUAUGAGCUCCGCCUCCUGAUCUGGGAAGCGACCAUCUCGCCACGCCGUGUCGAAGUUGACUUCCUCGUUCUCAAUCAACUCUUCCAUCAACCCCAGUGGACCCACCGCCUAGUCUCAUUGACGCCACCGCCCGCCAUACUCUCAACCUGCCGAGAAUCCCGCGAAGUAGGGCUGAAGGUGUAUAAAAAGGUAUUCCUUGGGUUGAGGAGACCUAUUCCUUAUGUCUGGUUAAAUCCCCGGUUGGACGAGCUGAAGUUGGAGCAAGGGGCAGUGGCGUAUGCACCGUCCGUCAAUGCUUUCAUCAAUGCUGCGCUGAGCCGCUGA